UCCAGACAACUUCCGUGUUUUUGGCUCCUGCAGCCUCAAACAACUGUUUCAGAGUCAGCUCCUCCGUUACAAACAGAAACUUAACAUCUAUUAACUGAGUUGAAUUCGCGUUUUAGAACUGACCGCAGGUCAGCGUUUUGGCAUCCGGGAUCCUCUUGUGACAGUCAGCUGAUCGCGGCCAGGGUCUGCAAAAAGCUUUGAGCUCUCCUGUCUGACAACAAGUAGUACAUUCAUUGUUUUUCUAUACAGGUAGAAAUGGCCACACACCCACCAAAGUUAAAGACUGCGAUUACUGCCAAUGAAAGGCUGCAAAACUUGAAAAAUACUUUUGAAACAAAGUAUGGAGAAUCUCCUCACUUCUAUGCAUGUGCACCUGGAAGGGUCAAUCUAAUAGGAGAGCAUAUCGAUUACUGUGGCUAUUCUGUUCUGCCAAUGGCCAUUGAACCGAAUAUCCUCGCAGCCGUCUCAGUGAACAAGUCAGGGACAAUCACACUGGCCAACACAAAUCCUCAGUACAAGGAUUUCACUGUGUCGUGUUCAGAGGACAUUGCCAUCGACAGAGAGAAUCCAAAGUGGCAUUAUUAUUUUCUCUGUGGAGUAAAAGGUAUUCAGGAGAAAUGUGGGAUUGCUCAUUUAGCAGGGAUGUCGUGUGUCGUAGAUGGAACCAUUCCUCCGAGCUCCGGCCUGUCCAGUUCUAGUGCCUUAGUUUGUUGUGCCGGGCUCGUAACAAUGGAGGCAAAUCAAAAGUCCCUCUCCAAGGUGGCACUGGCUGAGAUAUGUGCCAAAAGUGAGCGCUACAUUGGCACAGAGGGAGGCGGUAUGGACCAGUCCAUCUCAUUCCUGGCAGAGCGAGGAACUGCUAAGCUGAUAGAGUUCCAGCCUCUGCGGGCCACUGAUGUCAAACUUCCAGAUGGAGCCGUGUUUGUGAUCUCCAACUGCUGCAUGGAGAUGAACAAAGCUGCUUCUUCUCACUUCAACAUCCGUGUGGUGGAGUGUCGAAUCGCCACAAAGAUGCUGGCCCAGGCACGAGGUCUGGACUUGAGCAGGUUUAUGAAGCUGGUGCAGGUUCAGAUGGAGCUGAAGGCCUCCCUGGAGGAGAUGUUGGCUCUAGUGGGCGAGGUGUUGCAUCCUGAGCCAUACAGCCGAGAGGAGAUCUGCAAGGUGCUGGGUGUCACCUCGGAGCAGUUUUCCACAGAGCUGCUGAGCGCCAACACUCAGCAUGUAAAACAUUUCAAGCUGCACCAGCGAGCCAAGCACGUGUACGGUGAAGCUGCGCGGGUGCUGCGGUUUAAGAGUGUGUGUGACUCUGAACCUGCCGAAUCUGUACAGCUACUGGGAGACCUGAUGAACCAGAGCCAUGCCAGCUGCAGAGACCUGUAUGAGUGCAGCUGCCCUGAACUGGAUCAACUGGUGGACAUCUGUCUGAAGUCGGGGGCAGUGGGAUCCCGGCUGACAGGAGCAGGUUGGGGCGGCUGUGCUGUCUCCAUGGUUCCUGAUGAGAAGGUGGAGUCUUUCUUACAAGCAGUGAGCGAGGCCUACUACCUCCCUGAUCCACGCAGAGCAGCAAUGGAAAAACAGAGUUUGUUUGUGUCAAAGCCGGCCGGAGGAGCUGCAAUUUUCCUUGAUGAGUAAAAUGCAUCAUCCAUUAUCUGUUUAUAUAAUCAUUUAUUCAAAUACACUGCUGCAGUGGAAUCAAUGACAAUUGCUUACACUUGAUUCAGAAGGCACUUACAAAUGACAAAGGCAAUCCAAAAUGUAAACCUUACUUUACUCUAUUAAGAUUAUUCUGGAAUAUAAGGGCCAAAAAUUGACGACAGUGGUGAAUUAUUUUUUACAAAGGGAAUGUUUUUUUGUGUUUUAAAUCAUGAAAAAAAAAGAUGAGAAAAUAACAACAAUCUUGUUUAAUUUGUGCUGCUGUAUAAAAUCCAUCCAUCCUUUUUGUUUACAUUUUAUACAUGAACAUAAUUUAACAAGGGCAAAAUAAAAAUAAACCAAAUAUUAUCAGGUGUUACAUGGGCAUUUGAAGUAGUUAUCACUGGAGCAGCAUCAUUCAGACCUUUCUUCUGGCUGGUAAAAUGUUUCGGGUUUGUGUUGAGAGAGCCAUGGGGAAAUCAUGGUAGUCAAGUGCUGAUUACACGAUCACACGCUGGCCUUUAGCUUCUGCACAGGACCAAUUUUAACUUCAUUAGAGAGCAGUAAUGGUAGAGGCUCGGCUGUCUAAGGCACACUGUAUUGUACUUAAUGCAACUGCAGCAUUCUGCAUUAAAAUCUGAUCAGAGUUUUUAUUAUCACAGUUUUCCUUUAAGUUAAAAGAGAGGAUAGAGUUGUUGUCAGUUUAAAUACUUGCAAGUUUCUUUUAACUAAACAAUGUUUUUAUGUUUUAUUCAUUCUAUUGAUGUUAAGAAGCAGCCUCAGAACCAAAUUAAAAUGGACAUCAUGUUUGGAGUUUGAUAAUGAGUAUUCAAAUGUUGUGUAGCAACUGUACAAUGUUUAAAACGGGGGAUAAAUCGGUAUUAUAAAGAGGAUAUCACAUUCAA
Messenger RNA from Perca flavescens (yellow perch), 2537 nucleotides. RefSeq names its product galactokinase 2 (gene galk2). Gene Ontology annotation, molecular function: ATP binding; galactokinase activity. The transcript has 10 exons. Gene Ontology annotation, cellular component: cytoplasm; cytosol. The coding region runs from base 256 to 1632 and encodes 458 amino acids. The record is from RefSeq and is a predicted model, not a curated record. Gene Ontology annotation, biological process: carbohydrate phosphorylation; galactose metabolic process. Lineage: Eukaryota; Metazoa; Chordata; Actinopteri; Perciformes; Percidae.